AUGACUAUCUUUGAUGAUUCUAUCCCUGAAGAAGAGAACGUAGUACGGCGGCGAGUACAUUUCAGCGAGACGCUGGCUCGUCAAAUUACAGAUACCUUUUUAAAUGCUAUGGAAGAAUGGUUCUCGAAGAAUUCGGAACAGUUAAGAAUAAGCAGAAUAGUACCUGAAAGACCCAACUUUUUCCACUCCCAAUUCCCUAGAAAAUCGUCUAAUUUAGAUACCGAAUAUCACUACUCACAUUUCGAUGCUGGCACGCUUGCUCGGUUCUUUCCGGAGCUGGUGCUUCGAAUCAUUGUGCCUGCGUUGUACUUGCACGACAUGAAGCGAAAGAAGCUACAUUUAUUGACGAAGGGGGUUCCUACCAUGGAAGAGCUUUCCAAAUGUCAAUCCCUAGAGGGGGUCGGAUUUUGGAAUCGGUCGGGUACAUGGUUCUGUACUCGUGGUUACGAUCAAGCCAAAUUGAGACUGACAGAUGAGUUUGGACCUCGGUACUUUACAUCGUAUAAUGAGUGGCUCAACUGGGAUAGAGAGAUUGCCAGGGAGAUCUACGAUGCAAAGGAGAACAGUGAUUGGGAUACUGUGAAGUUGCUUCGGGGACUAAGCAAUUAG
Molecule: messenger RNA, 609 nt
Organism: Lizanozyma spartinae
Lineage: Eukaryota; Fungi; Ascomycota; Pichiomycetes; Serinales; Debaryomycetaceae
Exons: 1
Coding region: 1-609 (202 amino acids)
Source: RefSeq, a predicted model, not a curated record